Molecule: messenger RNA, 185 nt
Organism: Closterium sp. Naga37s-1
Lineage: Eukaryota; Viridiplantae; Streptophyta; Zygnematophyceae; Desmidiales; Closteriaceae
Source: the annotation of a GenBank genome assembly
AUGGGCCAAACGCGCACACAAAUGCGCGCGGCGACGCUUGACGUGGCGCAGCGUGUUUACUGGCGAGAAGCACGGCGGCGGCGCGGAAAGGGAAAGGGAGCGCGUGGCUCAUCUGAUUCCGCUAAUAGAACGAUCGGCGAGUUCGGGGAAAGUGAAACGGAUCGAGCGAUUCGGCGAAUACGUAG